AGCAGGUCAGCUGAUAGUGAGAUCACCAUAAGACUAGUCAGAAGACCUUCUGCCGCAGCAUAAACAGCCGCCAGACGACACAGACGAGAUCGAAAAGCUUCAUCAAGACAUAAUGCUUCUCACGCUUCUUUUUAUUUCCACCGCGGUGGCAACUCCACUGCUGGGUACGGAGCAGUGUGCCCGUGGCCCCCCCUACUGGUGCCAGAAUGUCAAGACUGCUUCACUUUGCGGUGCAGUUCAACACUGCCAACAGAAUGUGUGGAUCAAGCCUCAGAUGAAAUCUGUGCCAUGUGAUCUGUGCAAAGAGGUGAUCGUGGUGGUGGAGCAACUAUUGAAGGAUAAUGGCACAGAGAGUGAAAUCCUUGGAUACAUGGAGAAGGUCUGUCACCUGAUCCCUGAUACGGGCCUGGCUGGAGAGUGCCAGGAUAUUGUGGACAACUACUUCCCCAUUCUCAUGGGCAUAAUCGAAGGAGAGCUGGACAACCCUAGUGUGGUGUGUGGUGCUAUGGGCCUGUGUGUGUCCCAGCAGGCAGCUCUAGCUAAAGCUCUGCUUAUGUCAAAUGAAAUCCCUCAAGUGGACCUGACCCAGCGUGUCAACCCCUUCCUGCUCAACAUCCCUCAACUGCUCUACCCCAAAGAAAAUGUCAAGGAGGAAACCCCCAAACAGAGUGGAGAUGUGUGUCAGGACUGCGUUACAUUCAUCACUGACACUCAGGAUCAGGCCAAAUCCAACGCCUCAUUUGUCAACUCUCUGCUGAUGCAAGUGGAGAACCAGUGUGAACUCCUGGGACCUGGCAUGUCUGAUAUGUGUAAGGAGUACAUCAGCCAGUACGGACCCCUGGUCAUUCAACAGCUCAUGUCUAUGCAACCCAAGGACAUUUGCUUUCGUGCUGGUUUCUGCCCCACCGGGCCCAAGAGUGUACUCAUGCAGAAACUGGUGCCUGCCAAAUCCAUCCCUGCCAGUAAAUCCAUCCCUGCUGUCAAGAUGUUCCCUGCAAUCAAACUUGAAACACCUGUCGUUGCCAAGAAGAUGAUGCGUGUGCGUGACCCGCCACAGUGUGCCAUCUGCGAGUAUGUCAUAAAGGAGGUCGAGGCAAUGCUUGAGGGUCAAACAUCCGAGGAACAGAUUGUGCAGGUUGUGGAGAAGGUUUGUGACAUUUUGCCCUCCACACUCACAACUCAGUGCAAGGACCUGAUUGAGGCCUAUGGAAAGGCCAUCAUUGAUCUGCUCGUGCAGGAGGCUGACCCCAAAACCAUAUGCGGUUUCCUCGGGCUCUGCAAUCAGGCCAGCCGCACCUUUAUCCCUGAAAUGGACAUUGCCAAGUUUCAGAAUGGCGGUUUGUGUGACGUGUGUAAGAUGGCUGUGCGUUACGUGGAUGGGAUCAUGGAGCAAAACGCUACUCAGGCAGAGAUUGAGGAUGCCGUGAGGAAGGUCUGCAAAUUCCUGCCUGAUUCAGUCCGAGAUGAGUGUGAUCAGCUCGUCCAACAGUACGAACCUCUGCUGGUACAGCUGCUGCUCCAGACACUCGACCCUGACUUCAUCUGCAUGAAGCUGGGAGCAUGUCCUGGAGCCGUGCAGAGGCUGCUGGGACUGGAGCAGUGCAGCUGGGGACCUGGAUACUGGUGUAAGAACGUGGAGACUGCUGCACGCUGUAAUGCUUUGGACCACUGCAGGCGCCACGUGUGGAAUUAAAGGAGAUACAGAGCGUCCCAGAACAAUCUUGGGGAAACUUUUAUUUUAAUUUUUUUUGCUGUAGCGCUGUUGUUUUAGUUUUGAAAUCAAUACUUUGUUUUCUUUUUAAAAGUGACAAAUUUAAAUGAUGUCACCACUGAUUUAACAGCCUUGUUUUUGGGGGAAAAGACAGCUUUUUAUUGAAAGGACUUCACAUUUUUUGAGGGGGCAGGGUUUUGGAGGGAGUUAUGACUGGCAGGUGUAGCUAUAUGGAAAAUACACUGGAAUUUAAGCUGCUUUGGCGUUCUAGGGGAUCUUUCUUUUUCUAAAAGUAAUGUUUUUUUUAGUUGUACUGUGUUCCUUUUAAAUAUGCACAUAGCAUUUGAGUCUUGGGAGGAAAAUGUAAAUGGAAAUAGCUAGUGCCUUUGACAGAUGAAAGGGUUUGUGAACUCUAAGAAUGAAGAUUAAAUGUACCAGACAGUUAUAGGACCCCUGAAUAUCCCCUGCCUUCCUGCUCUCUGUAACUACAUAUACAAGCACAUGCAAGGCCAGUGUUCUGAUUUAAACUUCUUGUUUUUAAUAGUGACUGUUUGAUAUUAACAGAAGUUCAUUCUCUUUAACUUCUGUCUUAUUAAUGAGCUGAAGGGGAAAGUGGUCUUGAUUUGGCCCUACUUAAUUUUUACCACUCACUUCAACUGCUCGAUAAUUGUUUUCAGUAAUGAUCAGAUGUGAUCUUGUGCUUCGCACAAGACUGUUCAGACUGAGCCUUUUUCUUUUUUUUUAACAACUGAAAUUAAACCCACCGAAACCCA
Xyrauchen texanus (razorback sucker) is the source of this 2484-nucleotide messenger RNA. Its product is annotated as prosaposin-like. The transcript has 14 exons. The record is from RefSeq and is a predicted model, not a curated record. Gene Ontology annotation, cellular component: lysosome. Lineage: Eukaryota; Metazoa; Chordata; Actinopteri; Cypriniformes; Catostomidae. Gene Ontology annotation, biological process: sphingolipid metabolic process. Bases 113 to 1693 code for a protein of 526 amino acids.